CAGCGGAAGUGACGUUUAAUAGCUCAAGAAUCAAAACACAGCAGGUCAACGACACCUGUGUCGCCUCGCAGACAACACUCAGGCGUUUCUCCGUCGAAAUGUACAGGUUACGGAUCAUUUCUGGACACCUGGCUCCGUCUGGGUCCUCGAACUACACGCGGGACUUAUCCAGGACCGACUGCGGAUCCGCGGGGAGCCGGAGUCCUGACGACGUGGUGGUGGUUCACGGACGGAGGACCGCUAUCGGGAAAGCCAAGAGGGGAUCUUUUAAGGACACCACACCGGACGAGCUUCUGAGUGCAGUGAUGACAGCUGUGCUGGCAGAUGUUGGGCUGUCACCUGACAAGCUGGGAGACGUGUGUGUGGGCAAUGUGCUGCAGCCCGGCGCCGGUGCUGUGAUGGCCAGAGUGGCUCACUUCCUCAGUGGGUUUCCAGAGACCGUUCCGGUCUACGCCGUGAACCGGCAGUGCUCCUCUAGCUUGCAGGCGCUCUUCAACAUCGCAGGAGCCAUCAGGAGCAGCUCCAUUGACCUGGGCCUGGCGUGUGGCGUGGAGAGCAUGACGCUGCGAUCUACGGAUAAACCAGGGGACCUGAGCUCCAGGCUGACAGACCAUGACAAGGCCAGAGACUGCCUGAUCCCCAUGGGUAUAUUAUCACAUCACCUCCGAGAGCGGGGGGGGGGGGUCUCUAGAGAAAAGCAGGACGCCUUCGCUCUCAGUUCUCAUCAAAAAGCAGCGCGGGCACAGAGCAGCGGACUGUUCGACCACGAGAUCCUUCCCGUCACCACCAGGUUUGUUGACGACGAGGGCAAAGAGCACGAGGUGACGGUCAGGAAAGAUGAUGGGAUCCGACCAGGGACAACGCUGGCAGGACUUGGUAAACUGCGGCCGGCCUUCAAACCUUACGGCAGCUCAACAGCAGGUAACUCCAGCCAGGUGAGCGACGGAGCAGCGGCCGUGCUGGUUGGUCGCAGGUCUGUGGUGGAGGCUCUGGGUCUGCCGGUGCUGGGAGUCCUGAGGGCCAGUGCAGUGGUGGGGGUCCCUCCUGAGGUUAUGGGAAUUGGACCAGCGGUCGCCAUCCCUGUGGCUCUGGAACAAGCUGGACUGACAGUGGCCGAUAUCGACGUGUUUGAAAUCAACGAGGCCUUUGCCAGUCAGGCUGUGUACUGUGUGGAGAAGCUGGGCAUCCCAGAGGAGAAGGUGAAUCCGAAUGGAGGAGCCAUCGCUCUGGGUCAUCCCCUGGGCUGCACCGGCGCCCGACAGGUGGUGACGCUGCUCCACGAGCUCAGACGCAGAGGCCGGAGGGCGUUUGGUGUCGUGUCCAUGUGCAUCGGGACUGGGAUGGGCGCCGCUGCUGUCUUUGAAUACCCCGGACCAUAGGAACAUUAAUGUCAAAGC
Messenger RNA from Monopterus albus (swamp eel), 1397 nucleotides. RefSeq names its product acetyl-CoA acyltransferase 1 (gene acaa1). Gene Ontology annotation, biological process: phenylacetate catabolic process; fatty acid beta-oxidation. Gene Ontology annotation, molecular function: acetyl-CoA C-acyltransferase activity. Bases 99 to 1379 code for a protein of 426 amino acids. The record is from RefSeq and is a predicted model, not a curated record. Gene Ontology annotation, cellular component: peroxisome. NCBI's taxonomy places the organism in Eukaryota, Metazoa, Chordata, Actinopteri, Synbranchiformes, Synbranchidae. The transcript has 13 exons.